This is a messenger RNA of Neopsephotus bourkii (Bourke's parrot), 3564 nucleotides long. It is a transcript of the gene TIMELESS, whose product is annotated as timeless circadian regulator. The coding region runs from base 16 to 3564 and encodes 1182 amino acids. Lineage: Eukaryota; Metazoa; Chordata; Aves; Psittaciformes; Psittacidae. Gene Ontology annotation, cellular component: replication fork protection complex. Gene Ontology annotation, biological process: replication fork arrest; DNA replication checkpoint signaling; DNA repair. The record is from RefSeq and is a predicted model, not a curated record. Gene Ontology annotation, molecular function: DNA binding. The transcript has 28 exons.
GGGGACGGGUCCGGGAUGGACUCCGAGCUCCUGGCUACCUGCAGCGCUCUGGGCUACCUGGAAGGGGCCGAGUACCACCGGGAGCCCGACUGCCUGGAGAGCGUGAAGGACCUGAUCCGGUUCCUGCGCCAUGAGGACGAGACCCGGGAUGUGCGGCAGCAGCUGGGGGCGGCGCAGAUCCUGCAGAACGAUCUCCUGCCCAUCCUGGUGCAGUACCCGCAGGACAGGGCCCUCUUCGAUGCCGUGGUCAGGCUCAUGGUGAACCUGACGCAGCCGGCGCUGCUCUGCUUCGGCAAAGUCCCCGCGGACGCCGGCUCCAGGCACCACUUCCUGCAGGUGGGGUCUUACCUGCAGGCCUAUAAAGAGGCGUUUGCCAGUGAGAAGGUGUUUGGGGUGCUCAGUGAGAAGCUCUAUGACCUCCUGCAGCUCGACUGGGAGCAGCGGCAGGAGGAGGACGCGCUGCUCAUCGAGAGGAUCCUGCUGCUGGUGCGCAAUGUGCUGCACGUGCCCCCGGACCCCAGCGAGCAGCAGCUCGUGGAUGGCGACGCCACCGUGCACGACCGGGUGCUGUGGGCGCUGCACCUCAGCGGCAUGGACGAUCUGCUCAAGUUCCUGGCCAGCGCCCAGGCGGAGCAGCAAUGGGCGCUGCACGUCCUGGAGAUCAUCUCCCUCAUGUUCCGGGACCAGAGCCCCCAGGACCUGGCGGUGCUGGGGCAGAGCCAGGCGGGUGCUGAGCACAGGGAGGACACUCGGGAGCUGCAGAGCCUGCGGCAGAGGGAGCUGGCGGAGAAGAGGACCCGGGCGCUGCAGCGCCCCUAUAGGCACUCCCGGUUCGGCGGCUCCUACGUGCUGCAGGGCCUGAAGGCGAUCGGGGACCGGGAUGUGGUGUUCCAUGGGGGGCUGCACAAGCUGAAGAGCUACAGCCACGACCUGGGCAAGGAGCCGCGGCGAGUGCCCCGGCGGCGCCAGGCAGCCCCCGAGGCCGAGCUUCGGCACCGCUCGGCGCGCAACGUCCGCCUCUUCCUGCGCCGCUUCUGCCAGGACUUCCUGGAGGGCUGCUACAACCGCCUCAUGCUGCUGGUGAAGGACCACUUGGUGCGGGAGAGGGCUCAGCAGCACGAUGAGACCUAUUACCUAUGGGCUUGUGCCUUCUUCAUGGCCUUCAACCGGCACCGCGGCUUCCGCCCGGAGCUGGUGUCCGAGACCGUGGGCGUCCGCGCCUUCCAGUUCAUGGAGCGGAACCUCACCACCUACUACGAGAUGGCGCUGGUGGACAAGAAGGAGGCCGUGACCUGGGCGCGCAGGAUGCACUUGGCUCUCAAGGCGUACCAGGAGCUGCUGCUCACGCUGCAGGAGAUGGACCGGUCCCCGGAGCCGGCGGUGCGGGACAGCAGCCAGGUCAUCAAGAGCAACAUCUUCUACGUGCUGGAGUACCGGGAGCUCUUCCUGGCGCUCUUCCGCCGGUUGGACGAGGCCCAGCACCCGCGCAGCUUCCUGCGGGACCUGGUGGAGACGGCGCAUCUCUUCCUGCGCCUGCUGCAGCGCUUCUGCCGCGCCCGCUCCAGCCUCGUGGUGCAGAGCAAGCGAGUGCGGAGGAAGAAGCAGCCCCGCGCGCCCGCAGCCGCAGCCCCGCAGCCGCCCAGCGCCGAGGAGCUGCAGGGGCUGUGGGCAGGGCUGGCCCCACAGCUUCAGGCCUGUCUGCAGGGCGAGGUGCCGCUCCCCGAGGACCUGGUGCCCUUCGAUGCCGCAUCGGAGACGCCGGUGGAGGAGCAGCGCGCCGAGGCCCUGCUGCGGAUCCAGGGGUGCCUGCGGGAUGCUCGGGUCCCACAGGCCCUGCGGCUGCUCCGCGCUGCCCGGGAUGUAUGGCCCGAAGGGGAUGUGUUCGGCCCCCCCAGUGCGGGACCCUCUGAGGAGACCCAGCUGCUCCAGGACAUCCUCUUUGCUCCUCUGCCCCAGCACGCACCCCCCGAGCCUGAGGAGCCGGAGGAGGAGGAGGAGGAGGAGGAGGAAGAGGAGGAAGCGACCGUGCAGGUGUCGGAGAAGGAGUUCAACUUCCUCGACUACCUCAAGCGGUUCGCCUGCCCCCCCGUGGUGCGGGCGCUGGUGCUGGUGCUGCGGGGGUACCCCCACAACAGCGCCCGCACCAACCACUGCGCCGCGCGCCUGCUGCACCGCCUGGCCCGCGACCUGCGCAUGGAGCCGCUGCUCUUCCAGCUCUCGCUCUUCGCCCUCUUCCACCGGCUCCUGCAGGACCCGGCCGCCGGCGCGCACCAGGAGCUGGUGGCCUUGGCCAGGUUCGUGCUGGGCAAGUUCUUCGCGCUGGCGGCCACCAACAAGAAGGCGUUCGUGGAGCUGCUCUUCUGGAAGAGCCCAGCGGCCGCCCGGGAGAUGACCGAGGGCUACGGCUCCCUGCGGGAGGGAGAGGGGGCUGCCAGGAGCCGAGCUCCCCCCUGGACCCCGCAGGAGGAGCAGGAGCUGCGGGAGCUCUAUUGGAAGUACAAGGAGGUGGAAGGCUUGGACGUGGCCGGAGCCAUCCUGGCGCAGCUCCCGGCGCCGGGGCGCAGCCGCAGGCACCUGGUGAAGCACUUGGUGCACUUGGGGCUCAUCGGCAGCGCCCGCGAGCUCCCGCGGCUGAGGAAGGGCACCCGCAUCGUGCUGUGGACGCAGGAGCAGGAGGAGGAGCUGGCGCGGCUCUUUGAGGAGUUCCGGGGCUCGGAUGACGUGCUGGGCCGCAUCCUGCAGCACCUCACGGCGCGGCGCUCGCGGGCCCGGGUCGUGGACAAGCUCCUGGCGCUGGGGCUGGUGGCGACGCGCGCCGAGCUCUACAAGAGGCACCGGAGGAAGGGCCAGGGCCCGGUACCGGGAGCCGCGGCAGCGCUGGUCCAGGACCCCUCUGAGGAUGGGGACAGCGAGGAGGAGGAGGAGGAUGAAGAAGAUGAAGCCCCCAUGGAGGGGGCUGAGGAAGGGGGCGGGCAGGGCCUGGCGCAGCGGCUGCAUCAGGAAGGGCUGGCCGGGCCCCUGCGCUGGCUCCAGAGCUGCCUGCGGAGGACGGCGGGGGACCGGGAGGAGGAUGGCACCUCCCACCCGGUGCCGCUGGUGCCGCUCUCGGAGGAGAAUGAGGACGCGAUGGAGAACCGGAGCUUCCAGGCGCUGCUGCGGGGGCUGGGGCUGCGGCCCCCCGAGAGCGAGCAGGAAACCUUCUGGCGCAUCCCGGCUGCGCUCACCCCCCGCCAGCUCCGCCGUGCGGCCGCCUCCAUCACCCCCCUCGGCCCCGACCCCUUGGGGUCCCCCCAGGAGCUGCCGGAGCCCCCCCAGUGCCCGCAGGACCCUGACCCAGCAUCACCGCAGCCACUGGAUUCAGAGAGUGAGGAGCCUGACCCCAGCCCGGUGCAGCCCCACACCAAGAGGCAACGGGACCUGGACAGCGAGGACGAGGCCUCCGGUGGGUCCAGCCUGGCGCUGGUUGGGGGGUUCAUGGGUGCCCCCCUUGUCCCCGCACCCCUGGGUUGGGUGCUCAGCCCCUUCCCUGCCCCAUUCAGGCCCAGCGCUGCCCGCAGGGGAUGA